UUAAUACUUUAUUUUCAUUUUUUGCUCUAAGCCUUUUGGCUGUUCGAAAAUCGAAACCCAUAUAUCAAAUUUCAAAACCCUUCUUUUUUCCUUCUCAAGAACGAGAGAAGGAGGAGAAAUGGUGCUGAGGAGUGAAUUUUUACCGCGCUUGAAAUUUCGAGAGGAUGAAUUCGGCGGGUUUAUGCCCAAACAACUUAAGAAUGACUCGCUUGGGGUGGUCAACAUGUUUAGCAGGGAGACACUUCAUGUUUCAUAUGAUAGAUGGAAAAAUCUUGAAGUACAUUGUAAUAAUGACCAAAGUAUCCACCAUUCACCUCUCUCUAAGAGCGACAGCACAAAGCACAAGCUACUUGAACUAUCUUUUAAUCGACUCCAGCCAACUGAGGAGCACUGUGGAUUAAAAAAGCAUAGCUUUGGUCGUUUUGUUGCUCGUGAGGCUAUGCUGGCUGAAGAAUAUUGGGCAGCAUCUUGGCUACGAGCAGAAGCUCAUUGUGAAUCUUUGUCCGGUAUGAGGCAUGUUGAUACUUACAAAAGAAAGUAUGCAGAACAGGAAUUCUAUGCUCUAAAGCGAAGAUGUUCUGGCCAGGAUGGUAAAUCACUGAAGUGUUUCUGUUUUGUUGCAGUCAAGAAGGAAGAGAAAAAUGUAAGAAGAACAGUUCUAAACAGUGUGGUGGGAACUUUGGAUCUUAGCAUCCGACUGUUUGUACAAGGGGAGACAUAUCCCGGGGAAGUGAAAAGGCAAUCAGGUGUCUUUGCACCCUUUGAUGUACAUAGAUAUGCUUAUAUUGCAAAUGUUUCUGUCGCCAAGUAUGCUCGACGGCAGGGUAUUGCUUCAAACAUGUUGUACUUGGCUGCUGAUGUUGCUAUGUCAGAAGGUAUGAAGAAGCUAUUUGUUCAUGUAAAUGAAAAGAACAAAAUUGCCCUUGAUCUAUACAGGAAGGUUGGUUUUGAGGUUGUCAAGGCUGCUUCAUCACAUGUAUCGAGCGAACAGAAGUUGUUAAUGUCCAUGGAAUUUUAAGUCCCAAGGAUGCAGCAGGAUAAACAUGGAAAGUGUAGAAUACACGCUCGAAACCAGUUUUAGGUUGUUGGUUGAUGUGUGUGGCCUCAUAUGAUGUUUUUUUUUUUGACAAGAAUUCUGAGGUCUGCAUAGGGUUUAUAGGUCCUGUGAAAAGCUGUAUAUCUUUAACUGUAAGCAAUUUCAGAAAAUAGGUGUUAGAGAUGGUGAAGAGGCUUCUUCAGUGGUGGCCAAUGUAUUUUUGAGUGGUGGAGAAGCUGUGUAAACUGUAAAGGAGCUUUAGUACCAUGCCAGAAUUCUAUCUUUUUUCUUCAAUUAGCGAUAUGAUGAAUUCUAAAGCACCAAAUUUGAGACAUCCUUUAUUUUUGGCUGGCAA
Ipomoea triloba (trilobed morning glory) is the source of this 1391-nucleotide messenger RNA. RefSeq lists its product as uncharacterized. The coding region runs from base 119 to 1018 and encodes 299 amino acids. NCBI's taxonomy places the organism in Eukaryota, Viridiplantae, Streptophyta, Magnoliopsida, Solanales, Convolvulaceae. Gene Ontology annotation, molecular function: acyltransferase activity, transferring groups other than amino-acyl groups. The record is from RefSeq and is a predicted model, not a curated record. The transcript has 9 exons.